AUGAGCGCGGGCGAGGACGCGGCGUGGCUGCGGUGGGUGGCGAAGCAGUUCGAGAGCAUCGCCGGGGAGGACAGGCAAAUCGACUUGGAGGAGUUCAAAGCGGCUCUCAAGGUGAAGGAGUCCUUCUUCGCCGAGCGGCUCUUCGCGCUCUUCGACUCGGACGGGAGCGGGACCAUCAGCCUGGAGGAGCUGCUGAGCGCCCUGAGCCUGCUGGUGCACGGCAGCGAGACGGACAAGCUGAGGUUCCUCUUCCAAGUGUACGAUGUAGAUGGCAGCGGCGCCAUCGACCCGGCCGAGCUGCGCCUGGUGCUGCAGGCGUGCCUGCGGGAGAGCGCCGUGUCGCUGCCGCCGCCGCGCCUGGACGACCUGGCCCUGGCGCUCUUCGAGGCCGCCGACAAGGACGGCAGCGGCUCCAUCACCUUCGAGGAGCUGAGGGCGGAGCUGGAGGCUUUCCCGGGGGUGAUGGAGAACCUGACCAUCAGUGCCGCGAGCUGGCUGAAGCCCCCGCCACCCCCAGAGAGGAGCCGCCGGCCGCGCUGCCUGACCGCGGCGUACUGGCACAACCACGGCAGCCAGCUCGCCUUCCUGGGGGGCUACACCAGCCUCAACCUCCUGCUCUUCGCCCUGGCCGCCCAGCGGCACGUCGGCCUCGGCGGGUGGGUGGCGGUGGCCCGGGGCUGCGGGCAGUGCCUGAACUUCAACUGCGCCUUCACCGCGGUGCUGAUGCUGCGGAGGUGCCUGACCUGGCUGCGCGCCACCCCCGUGGCCCAGGUGCUGCCGCUGGACCACAGCGUGGGGCUCCACCAGCUCGUGGGCUACGUGGUGCUGGCGCUGGCUGCCCUCCACACGGGCGCACACGUGGCCAACUUCGGCAGGCUGGCACAGCAGGACGGGCACCGUGCCCUCGCCGAGUUCCUCCUGACGGCGCGUCCCGACGGCGGGGGGCUCGGCGGCACGGCCUCGCAGACCGGGCUGGCGCUGCAGGGGCUGCUGGCCGCCAUGCUCGCCUUCUCCAGCCCCUGCGUCCGCCGUGGCGGGCACUUCGAGGUCUUCUACUGGAGCCACCUCUCCUACGUCUCCGUCUGGGCCCUGCUCGUCCUGCACGCCCCCAAUUUCUGGAAGUGGUUCGUGGUGCCCGGGGGCCUCUUCGUGCUGGAGAAGGCGGUGGGCCUGGCCACGUCCCGUGCCACGGGGCUGCGCAUCGUGGAGGUCAACCUGCUGCCCUCCAAGGUGACGCACCUCGUGGUCCAGCGGCCACGCUCGUUCCACUUCAGGCCCGGGGACUACGUCUACCUGAACGUCCCGGCCAUCGCCGCCUACGAGUGGCACCCCUUCACCAUCAGCAGCGCCCCCGAGCAGCAAGACACCAUCUGGCUGCACGUACGGGCGCGGGGGCAGUGGACCAGCCGGCUGCACGAGUACUUCAGGCACCCCGAGGCGCCGCGGCUCAGCGGGAACCUCGGAGAGGCGAGGUGGUGGCGGCGGGCGCAGGUUGGUGAGGACGGGGCUCUGCUUCCCGCAGAAAUCCGUCGGCUCUGCAGCAUCAAGUGCUACAUUGACGGCCCCUACGGGACCCCGACGCGCAGGAUCUUCACCUCGGAGCACGCCGUGCUCAUCGGCGCCGGCAUCGGCAUCACCCCCUUCGCCUCCAUCCUGCAGAGCAUCAUGCACAGGUACCGCCUGAGAAAGCAGAGCCACGACUAUAAACAGUGUGAGACCCUGCGGGACGAGGACAUGACGCUCAGGAAGGUCGACUUCAUCUGGAUAAACCGGGACCAGAAGCACUUCGAGUGGUUCGUCAGCCUGCUGGCGAAGCUGGAGCUGGAGCAGGCCGAGCAGGAGCCGGGAGGGCGGUUCCUGGAGCUGCACCUCUACAUGACGGCCGCCCUCGGCAAGAGCGACGUGAGGGCCGUGGGGCUGCAGCUGGCCCUGGACCUGCUGGCCGCCAAGGAGCACAAGGACUCCAUCACGGGCCUGCGCACCAGGACGCAGCCCGGCCGCCCCGACUGGAGCAAGGUGUUUCGCAAGGUGGCCGAGGAGAGGAAAGGGAAGGUGCAGGUCUUCUUCUGCGGCUCACCGGCGUUGGCCAAGGUCAUCAAAGCGCACUGCGAGCGCUUCGGCUUCCGCUUCUUCAAGGAAAACUUCUGA
Messenger RNA from Cygnus atratus (black swan), 2148 nucleotides. It is a transcript of the gene NOX5, whose product is annotated as NADPH oxidase 5. The transcript is spliced from 15 exons. Gene Ontology annotation, cellular component: plasma membrane; NADPH oxidase complex. Lineage: Eukaryota; Metazoa; Chordata; Aves; Anseriformes; Anatidae. Gene Ontology annotation, molecular function: superoxide-generating NAD(P)H oxidase activity; calcium ion binding. The record is from RefSeq and is a predicted model, not a curated record. Bases 1 to 2148 code for a protein of 715 amino acids. Gene Ontology annotation, biological process: defense response; superoxide anion generation.